GGAAGGCAAGAGAGCCGCUGUGUGGGCAAAUUUAUAUACUGUACACUUUUGAUAAAAGCCAAUGGCUUGCUUUUCCAGAUCCUAAAGAGCUGUGAGUUAAGACCUUGAAUUCGGGGACACCGGGUGGCUCAGUCAGGAAAACCAGCUGCCAUGUGAGCUGCCCUGUUGAGAAGUCGACAUAGCGAGGAACUGAGGGAGAUGUCCAGCCAAUAGCCAGCAAGGAACUGAAUCCCUCAGUCCGACAACCCUUGAGCAACCACGACCUGCUAAGAACCAUGUGAGUGACUCUGGGAGCAGAUUCCUCCCCCCAGCCCCAAGGUGGAGAUAACUAUAACGUUCUCAGAGACUGAACCAGAGGACUCAGCUAAGCUGCACCCAGAUUGCCAACCCACAGACACUAAAGGCAUUGAAGGAAACUGUCAAAACACCAAGCGACCAUGACUGCUAAGAUAGCUAAACACAGCUUUCACAUAACAAAUAGCACAGACUUGCCAAAAAUAGUUUAGAGAAGUCAGUAAAAAAGCAAACAAUAACAACCCACAAACAAGCAGCAGCAGAAACCCCGAGGAGGAGGAAACAUCUGAUUUUCAGAACUGUCACUGCAAUAUUCAAAAUUUCCAGUUUUCAACCAAAAAAUUACAGAGCAUGCAAACAAAAAAAUAUCACAGGGGAAAAAAUCACAAGUGUCCAUAAGGAUGGUCAGGCAUUGGACUUACUAGACAAAGACAUGAAAUCAACUCUCUUAAAUAUGCUCAAAGAGCUAAAGGAAGUCACAGGGAAAGAACUAAAGGAACCAGGAAAACACCAUCUCACCAGAUACAGAACAUCAGUAAAGAGAUAGAAAUUGUAAAAAUGAACCAAACAGAAACUGUGGAGAUUAAAAGUACAAUAAUUGAAAUGAAAACUAACUGGAGGGUUUCAAUGGUAGAUUUAAGCUGGCAGAAGAAUUAGGGAACUUGAAGAUAGAUCCAUUAAGAUCAUCCAGUUUAAGAAGAAAAGAGAGAAAAGAAUAAAAAAAUAAAUAAACCAUACUUAAGACCCCUAUGAGAUACUAUCAAGUACCAACAUAUACAUAACAGGAGUCCCAGAGGGAGACGAGAGGAAGAAACUAAAAGAAUGUUUGAAGAAAUAAUGCCCCAAACUUCCCAAAUUAAAUGAAAAUCAUGAAUCUAAAUAUCCAAGAAGUUCAUUGAGCUAAACACCAAAAAAGUCAAUAAUAAUAAAAAUAGAGAAACAUAUACUGGCCUGCAUCUUAACACAUAAAUGUGCACAGUAAGUAUUUGUUGGAUCGAUUUACAAAGGUUGUUGAAGGUCACUAUUGCCCAUGUGAUCUGCCCCAACCUAGUUUAAAUCAUUGUAUUCACUGGCUGAUCAUGUGUAUGUAAACAAGAAUGACAGUCCCAGGAAGAGGGCAAGUGAAUUAUAGGCAAAUUUCAGCACACUUUCACCAUGCUGAACACAGUUACCUUUGAGGUCACCAGGUCCAAAGCUCACAUUUUAUACACAGCACAAUCCUUUGGAGGAAGACUGUAUUAAACAUUUGUUGGUUGUUUCUCUACCCACUACUUCUUUCCUUUCCCUUAACAAUCUCCAGAUUCUGCCCAGAUGAGAUUAACUCCAAAUCUUAAUUUAGAAAUGGCUUCUAGUUGUCUGCAGGUGAUCAAUCUUUUAUUUCCACUUUGACCAUCAUGAUUGGCUUAGUGAUGGAUCCAUGAAGCAAGAAAGGCAGUGGAGACCAAAAAGACCAUUUCUAGGUUGCUGUGUGAGCAAUAGGUAAGUAAAAAUCUCUUUUUUGUUGAGUUUGUAUCUGGAACCAUGUCACUCCAAGGACCAGCCACCAUCUUUUAACAAUAAGGGGCGAGCGAGUCUGCUGAGAGAGCGAGGAGGCAGAGACAUGGACUGGAAGGUAAGAAACUGGUUCUGGGCCAUAUCACUUGUUCUUCUGGUCCAGUGUUUUCCAAACUUAACUAGGUAGUAAAAUCCCAGAUGCCUUCUCAGUUGUGCUGCAUCAGAAUGCCCAGGCAAGUCCUGGGAAACUGCUGUAUUCUCACGUGAAGCUAGCCCUAAUGUUGAAGCUUUCAGAAAUAUGAGCCAAUAAAUGUCCUUUAUAAUUUUGAGAUCAGCCUGUUACUUGCCUGGGAAAGCAUCCUAACUGGUAGAAGCCAUCUAGAUUUGUUUCUUUUGGGGUUUUCCCUCUUUUCUUUAUAGAGAAGUAAGCAUCAGCUCUCAGUGGGUUAUGUUAUUUACAUGCCUCUGAUAAAGUUCAAAGGACAACCUCAGGCUUUUCAAAACAACUUGAAAAAAAAAAACAGGUUGAGAAAUACAUCUGCUAAUCUCUCUUCCCUCCCACUGCUCCUCCCUCUGGCUCUCCUUUCUUUGAUUAACGAGGCCCUAGAAGAUCUUUUCAAAAAGACUUCUCUAGAGGCAUCCAGAAUCACUCCUAAAAACUUGAAACACAGACUCUCUCCAGGAUGUACCUCAGCCCUGCAAAUCACUGCAUUCCUCUAAGUGAUGGAAACAGCAUUCCUGUCAUCGGUCUUGGGACCUACUCAGAACCUAAACUGACCCCUAAGGGGACCUGUGCGAAGUCGGUGAAGAUUGCCAUUGACACAGGGUACCGGCAUAUUGACGGGGCCUAUAUCUAUCAGAAUGAGCAUGAAGUGGGGGAGGCCAUCAGGGAGAAGAUUGCAGAAGGAAAGGUGCGGAGGGAGGAUAUUUUCUACUGUGGAAAGCUGUGGGCUACAAGGCAUGUCCCAGAGAUGGUCCGCCCAACCCUAGAGAAGACCCUUAAUGUCCUCCAGCUAGAUUAUGUGGAUCUUUACAUCAUUGAAAUACCCAUGGCUUUCAAGCCUGGAGAUGAAAUCUAUCCUAAAGAUGAGAAUGGCAAAUGGUUAUAUCACAAGUCAAAUCUGUGUGCCACUUGGGAGGCUUUGGAAGCUUGCAAAGAUGCUGGCUUGGUGAAAUCUCUUGGAGUAUCCAAUUUUAACCGCAGGCAGCUGGAGCUCAUCUUGAACAAACCAGGACUCAAAUAUAAGCCAGUCAGCAACCAGGUUGAGUGCCAUCCGUAUUUCACCCAGCCAAAACUCUUGAAAUUUUGCCAACAACAUGACAUUGUCAUUAUUGCAUACAGCCCUUUGGGGACCUCUAGGAAUCCAACCUGGGUGAAUGUAUCUUCCCCACCUUUGCUCAAGGACAAACUUCUAAAUGCCCUGGGACAAAAGUACAAGAAGACAGCAGCUCAAGUUGUUUUGCGUUUCAACAUCCAGAGAGGAGUGGUUGUUAUUCCUAAAAGCUUUAACCCUGAAAGGAUCAAAGAAAACUUUCAAAUCUUUGACUUUUCUCUCACUGAAGAAGAAAUGAAGGACAUUGAGGCCUUGAAUAAAAAUGUCCGCUUUGUGGAGAUGCUUAUGUGGAGUGAUCAUCCUGAAUACCCAUUUCAUGAUGAAUACUGACUUCAGAAUGCUCCCGAACUGAUUUUUCCCUCCUAUGCAUGCCAGAACCUUCGGUUGGGUGGUUCCCCCACAGGAAGAAAUUUUAAAAAGUUUUACUAUCUUUAGAUAAAGUGGUGAUGUUAUCAUGCUUAAGUUUUGUGCAAUGUAAAUGACUUUGGCUUAAGUAUAUGAAGAAAAAAUAUGUUUAAAUCUGUUGAAAUAAUUGUUUAGAAACUUUAAGCUAAUAUUUUAUUGGAUCAAGGUCUUCUGGGCUCCAGACAGAAAAACAUUAGGCUUUAGAAAAGACUAUGAGGCAAUAUAUGAAGAUACAUAACUCAUGAAUGUGAGCACUGCCACUGGUAGUCUGAGUUCCUUACUGUAGCAGUUAACAGGGCAACAAAGAGGGUGGUGAGUGAGUGCACACCAGUGCUGGCAGUGACUUUGAUGAUUUGGACCAUUGACUGUAACACAGACGCAGCCAAGAUAAGAUCCACACGUGCAUUAUUAACAAGGAAGUGAUUUGCUGCACCUUGUGUAAAGAGAAAAGUCUAAGCAUAGAAAAGUCUUAAAAUAGAGCUAAUUAAACACCACAGUGGUCAGCAAAGACAUAAUGAUUUGGUUGUUGUUUGUUUCCAUCCGGUGUGGGUUCAUUUAGCUUUUACCUAGUUUGAGGGAUGACUAAUUGCUGGUUCUCUUUUGCAUGCGUUCAAGGACCUGAGAAUGAACAUAACUGGUGAUCCAUUCUUACAAUGCCUGUCACUCUUGCCCUACUCAUCAUAUAUCCACCAUUAUGUGAAGUAGCUUCAGACAAUCAACAGACACAAAUAAAACCCUGAAUCAUAUAAUAAUCCAAAGAUGACUAAUUUUUUUAAGUAGGCUCCAUGCUGGGAAAACAGAACUCAUGGCCCUGAGAUCAAGAUCUGAGCUGAAAUCAAGAGUCAGGUGUGUAACUGACUGAGCCACCCAGGUGCCCCCAAAGAUGACUAUUUUAAAAGAAGGUAUUUAAAAAGGAGGCUGUAGGGGUCCCUGGCUGGCUCACUUGGUGAUGCACGUGACUCUUAAUCUCGGGGUUGUGAGUUCAAACCCGAUGCUGGGUGUAGAGAUUACUUAAAGUUAAAAUCCUUACCAAAAAAUUAAAUAAAAAUUAAAAAGAGGCUUCAUAAAAUUAUUAUACUUAGCAUUUUGAAAAUGUUUUUGGGAUAACUAUGUGAAUUUCAAGUAGCAAGUUUGAAAGGACACUGGUAAUUUUACUGUAUGUAAAUUUUUAAUUUUUGAGUAAGAAGAUUAUUAGAAUUCUGCAAUAGAGCUAUACCAAUGGUCAGUUCAACAACAGCAAUGUAUUUUUUUUAUUCAUAUUAAGUCACUCUCAUAGGGCAAGAGAGUUCUUCAAAAACUAUGUCUUUCCAAGACCAAUUGUUUGCAGAUAAUCUUCAGUGACCUGAAAACAUACAUUUCUGAGAAAUCAGUACUUUAAGAAAAUUUGAUCUCUACUCACUGUAUUCACUGAUUCUAAUGUAAUGCUGUUCUCUGGAAAAUAUUUUAUUUACAAGAAAUAAUAAAAUGUGAUGAUUUAU
Molecule: messenger RNA, 5005 nt
Organism: Ailuropoda melanoleuca (giant panda)
Lineage: Eukaryota; Metazoa; Chordata; Mammalia; Carnivora; Ursidae
Gene: AKR1D1
Product: aldo-keto reductase family 1 member D1
Exons: 12
Coding region: 2472-3452 (326 amino acids)
Biological process (GO): bile acid biosynthetic process
Molecular function (GO): Delta4-3-oxosteroid 5beta-reductase activity
Source: RefSeq, a predicted model, not a curated record